AGUGCACCGCAAUCCAAUGUUACAGUAUUUAAUUCCCACCCCCGGUUUUUUUUCUUUGGCUGGCUUCGUGCCGUUGGACAUCUGUCUUUGCUGUACGUACAGGUAAUGACAGCGGAGAAUUCUUUCUCUCCUAUUCCUGCUCCUGCUCCUCCUCUUCCUGCUGCAGCUCCUUUUCGUGCAUAUCACUGAGCAUUGCUGCUGCUGCUGCUGCUGCUGCUACUGUUACUGUCUAGCGCCGUUCCUGUCAGUUGAUCUCCGUCCCCCGCAAGUCACCAACUCAAUUCUUCAUCCGGUCCAAAAGUCCGUGUGUCAUUCACCUCUUCUUUUCCACCAACACACGCACUCCGGACGUCGCGCGCAAAAGUACAAAGUAUCCGUACCCGUUCCGUUCCUCGACCCACGACUUCACUCGACGCUGCUGGUUAACACCUCGCUCGACGUCAACAACUGACCUUUUUGGACUCACCGCCCAGCGCGAGACUCGACUUCACCUUGUCGACUCGUCCACCACGUCCGUCAUUCUACCGUCUCUCUCACACACCCUUUUUCUCUCUCCCCCUUCACACCUCGACCGUACUACACACUGCAAACCGCCGUCCCUCGCGACGACCACCUGCCACCAUGGGUGUCAUCUUCUACCUCCUGCACCCGAGCCAGCUCCGCGCCAUUAUCCAAUGGAAGGUCUGGCACGACCCCGUCCACCGUCGCGACCCUUCCAAGGAGGAUCCCACCCUCACGGCAUGCUUCGAACAUCUCAACAAGACAAGCCGCAGCUUCUCGGCCGUCAUCCAGGAGCUCAACCCCGAGCUGCUGGUGCCCGUCUGCUUGUUCUACCUUGUCCUGCGCGGCCUCGACACCAUCGAAGACGACAUGACCAUCGACAUCAAGGAGAAGGAGCCGCUGCUGCGCCAGUUCGACCAGUACAUGGAGCAGGACGGCUGGACCUUCACCAAGAACGGCCCCAACGAGAAGGAUCGCGACCUGCUGGUGCACUUUGACGACGUCAUCACCGAGAUGAAGAAGAUCAAGAAGCCAUACUACGAAAUCAUUAAGGACAUCACCAUCAAGAUGGGCAACGGUAUGGCCGACUACGCAAAGAACGCCGCGUUCAACGAGAACGGCGUUGCCACCGUCAAGGAGUACGAAUUGUACUGCCACUACGUCGCCGGCCUCGUCGGCGACGGCCUGACGCGCCUCUUCGUCGAGGGCAACAUGGCCAAUCCCAAGCUUCUGGAGCGCCCCGAGCUCACCGAGUCCAUGGGCCAGUUCCUGCAAAAGACGAACAUCAUCCGCGACGUCCACGAGGACUACCUCGACAAGCGUCGCUUCUGGCCCAAAGAGAUCUGGGGCAAGCACGUCGACACGUGGGACGAUCUCUUCAAGCCCGAGAACCAGCGUAAGGCCCUCGACUGCAGCUCCGAGAUGGUGCUCAACGCCCUCAAGCACGCCGAGGAGUGCCUUUUCUACAUGGCCGGCAUCAAGGACCAGAGCGUCUUCAACUUUGUCGCCAUCCCCCAGAGCAUGGCCAUUGCCACUCUUGAGCUCGUCUUCCGCAACCCGGCCAUCUUCAGCAGCCACAUCAAGAUCACAAAGGGCGAUGCCUGCCAGCUCAUGUCGGACUCAACACAGAACCUGUUUGUCGUGUGCGAUGUCUUCCGGAAAUACACCCGCCGGAUACACAGGAAGAACGACCCCCGCGACCCCAACUUUGUGCAGAUCAGUGUGCAGUGCGCCAAGAUUGAGCAGUUCAUCGACUCGUUGUUCCCGCGACAGGACCCUAAGAAGCUCGGAGAAGCGGCGAAACAGAAAGAGCGGGGCCAGCCGGGCAUGGACCCAGGCGAAGCCUUCAUAUUGGGCGGCAUGGUCCUGCUGACCCUCUUUUUCGUCUCUGCUCUUAUGAUCGGAACGGCUUGGUACUUUGGCGCCCGCUUCGACACGCUUUGGAAGACGGACAGCGUCUACUGGCCCGGCACGCAGCCCGGCUCGGCGCCGAUUGACCACAAGGAGUUGUAGACUCCGGACAAGACAAGAACAAAUGUUGUUCUGUUCUUUGGCUACGCUUCAUCUGACUUGUUGACGGUACAUAUUGACGAGGAGUUUUCGGUUGCCCACUGCCGGCCUGACGACGUAUUGAGGAGCCCAUACUAAUUUUUGCUAAUACACACACCAUCGUUGUGAUGGGUUUUUCGCGAUGGCAUCGUUUUAUCGCUUCCACCUA
Colletotrichum destructivum is the source of this 2218-nucleotide messenger RNA. RefSeq names its product Putative squalene/phytoene synthase, isoprenoid synthase domain superfamily. The transcript has 4 exons. Lineage: Eukaryota; Fungi; Ascomycota; Sordariomycetes; Glomerellales; Glomerellaceae. Gene Ontology annotation, cellular component: endoplasmic reticulum membrane. The record is from RefSeq and is a predicted model, not a curated record. Gene Ontology annotation, molecular function: squalene synthase [NAD(P)H] activity. The coding region runs from base 622 to 2013 and encodes 463 amino acids. Gene Ontology annotation, biological process: farnesyl diphosphate metabolic process; ergosterol biosynthetic process.